AUGGUUUGCAAAGUUCAGGAUAUGAUUCUGUUGACGGGUUCUUCUGAUUUCACGACGAAGGUUUGGAACUUGAAACAGAACGUUUGCACACAUACGCUUAAAGGUCCGUCUGUUGUUUCUGUGAUAGAAUUUCUGGACGAGGAUUCUGUUUUGGUUGGGUAUGGAGAAGGACAAGUUCGAUUGUUUAACGUUGGUCAGAAGGGUGGAAAACAUGUUAAAGAGUUUAAGAAUCAUUCAAGGUAAGAUUUUUUAGGCAUUAAAAAUUGUAUCUGUAAUAACAUUACGUUAAAUUUUCUUUAUUUAGUUAUCAUUUUGCUGGACACCUUUUAGUAUACUUUUUUUAGCCGAAUCACGUCGAUAAUCAAGAAGAAGUUUGACGGACAAGAUUUGGCGUUAAUUUUGAGUAGAGACCAGACUAUGACUAAAAUCGACUUGUCAACAUUCAAAGCUUCGAAUUCCUUGCCGUUAUUUGAGCCAAUUGAAGAUGCGGUUUAUGUAAAGAAGCUUGAUACUUUAUUUACUGUUGGAUCGGAAGGUAUUUUAAAGUUUUGGCAUCCAACAAAAGCAACACUGCAAGCUCAAUAUAGGAUUACAACGUAGGUUUUUAUUCUAUUUUACGUUUUUAGGGAUACUUGAAUUGUGUUUCAAUUGACUUUGUUAAUUGUAGUAUAAAAGUUAAAGUAGUCUGUUUUAGAAAAGCGCUGGAAUCAAUCACGUAUGUGAAGAAGACAAAUCAGAUUUUAAUGGCUUCUGAAGACCAAAAUUUAUUGUUUUUUGAUUUGGAAACAAAGAAAUUAGUGAAAACUUUGUCAGGCUAUAACGAUGAAAUUCUGGAUGUUAAAUACGUUUCAAAGGAUACAAACGUUGUUGCUGUAGCUACAAACUCACCACAAUUACGGUUAUAUGAUUUGAAUGAUUUCAAUUGCACUUUAGUUGAAGGUAUGCGAUAUACAAUGAUUUUUAACUUGAAAUAUAAUAUUAAUAUAUGGCGUAGUAAUAAUAAUAAUAUGAAGUUCAUAACUUAAAAUUUUUAUUUAUAGGUCACUCGGAUACGAUAAUGUCUGUUGACGCACCGUCUUGGGAUUCAAAUAUGGUAGCUUCGGCUUCAAAAGACAACACGUUAAUUAUUUGGACUGUACGAUCGAAAUCAGAGGCUUUGGAACAGAAAAAACCGCGUGCCGAAAAGAUUGCUACAGCCACGGGACAUACGAACAGUGUAACUGGUGUAAAGUUUAGUUCUCAACGGAAUGCCGCAUUUUGUGUAACGAUCUCAAAUGACUCUACGUUGAAGUUAUGGUCGCUGAAGCCGAUUUUCAAGAAGAAAAAGGAACUGUAAGUUGAUUUUUGUUUUAUUUUACGGCAGUAAUUCUAAAACAUUGGACGUCUAUUAUGCCACAAUAAUUUUAGAGUUACCAAGUUAACAGCCGAUUCGACAAUUGUGGCGCAUCAAUCAGAUGUCACGGCCGUUGAUGUUAGUCAAAAUGACUUACUAUGCGCUACAAGUUCAAUAGACAAAACGGUAAAGUUAUGGCACAUUGAUAAAGAUACGAUGCAACUUGGAUCAGCUGGAACACUUUCUGGUCAUCGACGAGGUGUUUGGGAUGUGAAGUUUGCCAAGACGACCCAGGUACGCUAAAACAACUCUUCAGAAUUAUUGAUGAAAAAUUUUGGUAUUUUUUACUAAUAAAAACGUAUUUUAGAGCGUAAUAACCGGUAGUGGUGACUGUACGAUCAAACUAUAUUCAUUACUGGACUUAUCAUGCCAAAAAACCUACGAAGGACACUCGUUUGCUGUUCUCACGAUAGACUUCAUCAAAAACGAACAACAAAUUUUGAGUUGUGAUUCGAACGGAUUAUUAAAAGUUUGGGACACUAAGACUGGAGUUUGUGAGAAAACGGAUGAAAUUCAUUCAGAUAAAAUUUGGGCUAUUGAAUCCAUUCCACCAGCUUCAGAAGCCUUGGACGCGUUGGAUGAAAGAAGACGAGAAGAUUUGGAGAAAGGAGGCGAUGGUAAUGUAGAGUUGAAGUAAGUUUACCGCUAAAAAAUCUUAUGGUAAUUUAAUUUUUUUUUUGUUUUUUUAAUAUUAUUUUAAAACUUCAGGCCAGAAGAAUACGAACGGUAUGUAUCGGUGGGGUCAGAUGGCAAAAUCAUCGUAUGGGCCGACGUGACAGAUGAAAUAGCGGCCGAAAACGCGAGAAAAGAAGCCGAACGACUGGCCCAAAUUCAAACGUUGGAGAAUUUCAUGCGGUUGGAAAAGUAUUGUGAAGCUUUGAAACUUACCUUGGAAUUGGAUCAUCCUUUCCAAUGUUACAAAGUGUUGAACAAGAUUUUCACAACAAAAGGCAAGGACAAGUUACAACCUUUGAUUGGAGAGCUGAACAGUAACAAUAAGGCCAAAUUGCUAGAAUUCUCUACACAGUGGAAUACAAACACCAGGACGUAUCAGGUAAAGCAGCUUUUUUUAAUUUGAAAGUUAAUUUAUAACAUAAACUUGUAUAUAUAAUGAUGUAUUUACAUAGUCGUUGCCAAAUAUUAUUGUUCCUUAUGUUAUGUUUCACAAAAAGUUUUAAUACACCACUUUAGACAGCCCAAAUAACGCUGAAUGCGAUUUUCCGCACCGUACCCAGAAAACAAUUGGAAGCUCUGCCCAACUUUGCUGCACAAUUGGAAGCCCUUCUACCGUACACUCGGCGACAUUUUGAGCGAUUACAGAAUAUGAAGGAGAAUGUAACAUUUGUUAACUACAUCACAUCAAGAAUGAGCGCGUUAUAA
Messenger RNA from Bursaphelenchus okinawaensis, 2773 nucleotides. Lineage: Eukaryota; Metazoa; Nematoda; Chromadorea; Rhabditida; Aphelenchoididae. The record is from the annotation of a GenBank genome assembly.